UGUGCUUGUUUAUGUGUGUGUGUGUUCUAGCCUCUCAAGUCCCAGGUAUUGGGUUCUAUGAAUCAGGUGGAGAGAGAGAGGGAGAGAGAGAGAGAGAAGGAUCCUACUAACGGGACUGCCUUCAGUCAGGACGCGGAUAGUGAGAGUGUCUGAUGUGACUGUGUACUUUGAACAAAGUGUCGCUAGCGUAACCAAAAUCUAGAUCUACUUUCACGUGGACUACACCAAUACCCUGAAGAAAGGGGGGAAACAAACGCUUUGAAAAAGCUCCUUGACUUCGUGUUACACCAAGAACGUUCAAAUUGAGUCGAGAACAUUCCCGAAGAUCAAGGUGAAGACUUGAAAUGAAUUUUGACUGCGCUGAAUAAUAAGCCUGAAAGCCUACACAAAGAACAGUAACUGAGACGCAAAGUUGUGUGAACUAGUUCAAGGGAAAGCAUCACCAACAACGAGAAAUGUCUCGGUCAAAUUCUUUUGUGACAUGUAUAGCCGUCACAUUAGUAGUUUUCCUGUCUGCCACUAUGUGUCGUGGUUUCUAUAACGAACAGUUUUUGGACCCCUGCAAGGCGUCCGGCUACCUGGGUGAUAUAGCCAUGUCAGACGAGGAGUACAGAAGCGUGUUAGGGCUGCUCUUGAAAAGCUCCAACGAAUCCGAUCACGACCUUCAAGUUGAGGACCCAGUAAUUCACACUGGAGAAAUAAAAACCAACACUGGCGACAAGAACGAGCUGAAAGAACUCGAGGACGACAUGCGCUCUCUGAAAAACAGCCUGCACAAAAAGCGGGCCGAGCUGAAAGGUAAAUGCCCAUUGAAAACAAAGAAAGACUGUAAAACGUAUAGGGCUGAGCUCAGAGGGAAGAUCAAAGAGACGAGAAGCAAGCUUAAGCAGCUAAAGAAACAGAUAAACAAGCUCCAAAAGAAACGAUCAGUCAAUAGUGAGAUGUCCAUUUCAGCUUUGCAAAAGUUGUCGGAUGAAAGGAAAAAGAAACACAGCGCAAAGAAAACGUCCAAGGCGUCAAGAGCGCGAAGAGCUGCCACUGCUAAGAAAGACAGACUCUGGGACUAUGGAGUGAUUCCUUUCCUUAUUGAGUCCAACUUCUCGGCUGCUAACAAAGCUUUGUUCCAGCUCGCCAUGAGGCACUGGGAGAACUACACCUGCAUCACUUUCAAAGAUAAAGAGCCGGAGGAUGAGAACUACAUCGUCUUUACAGAGAGGUCUUGCGGAUGCUGCUCUUUCGUGGGCAGGAGAGGCAAUGGCGCUCAGGGGAUCUCCAUCGGAAAGAACUGCGACAAGUUUGGCAUUGUCGUCCACGAGCUGGGCCACGCUGUUGGGUUCUGGCACGAGCACACCAGACCUGACAGGGACCAGCACGUGCAGAUUCUAUACAAAAAUGUCAUGCAGGGUCAGGAUUACAAUUUCAAGAAGCUGACAUCAGCAGACGUGAACUCCCUCGGAGAAACAUACGACUACGGCAGCAUCAUGCACUACGCCAGAAACACGUUUGGCCGCAGCACAUACCUGGAUACGAUCUUACCUACAAAAAAGCCAGGAGUAACUGUUCGACCAGAGAUCGGUCAACGUGUCCGACUCAGCCCAGGCGAUAUACGACAAGCUAACAAAUUGUACAACUGCCCCAGCUGUGGAAGGACGCUGCAGGAGUCUAAGGAUAAGUUUAGUCACGCCCCGAGACCAGGCCAGAGUGAGACUUGCCAGUGGCGAAUCUCCGCCACCCAUGGAGAAAAAAUUGUACUCAACAUCACGAAACUGGAUAUACCGAAAUCUUACAGCUGCGAAAACGAUUACUUGGAAGUGCGAGACGGACAUUAUAUAAAAUCGCCACUGCUGGGCAGGUUCUGUGGGGACAGUGUUCCAGAGACACUCACUUCCGGCACUCGCAUGUGGAUAGAGUACAAAUCACGUUCUGGAUUAGGAAACGGGUUCGAAGCCCAGUAUGAAGCCAUAUGCGGAGGUGACAUCGUCAAAGACGAAGGCUUUUUAUCGAGCCCCAACUAUCCCGAGGACUAUCGGCCAAUGAAAGCAUGCGUGUGGAAGAUCACCGUCUCCGAGGGUCUCAGCGUCGCCCUCAAGUUUCAGUCUUUUGAGAUUGAAAACCACGACGAUUGCCUGUACGACUAUCUCGAGGUGAGAGACGGACAAACCGAGAGCUCCCCUCUUAUCGGUAAAUAUUGUGGCUUUAAGAUCCCAGAAGAUAUACGAUCUACCGGUAGGCAUAUGUAUGUGAAAUUCUUUAGCGACGUCUCUGUGACAAAAGCUGGGUUUUUUGCGCGGUUUGUGAAGGAGCUGGACGAGUGUGAAGGCUCUGAUCACGGCUGCGACCACACGUGUAUCAACACGUUGGGCAGCUACAGGUGCGAGUGCAAAAUUGGCUACGAGCUGCACUCCGACGGCAAAAGGUGCGAAAAGGCUUGCGGCGGCUACAUCUACGCUGAGAACGGAACCAUAACAUCUCCGUCUUACCCAGAGCCGUAUCCUCCCAACAAGCACUGCGUGUGGAAGAUUGUAGCCCCCAACGAUCAUAAGAUCAACCUCAAUUUUACUCAUUUUGACAUAGAAGGGCACAAUCAGGGUUGCGAGUACGACUCACUCAGCGUGGACCGAGGCGACAACAGCAACAGUAAAGUCCACGAGGUCUUCUGUGGGAGUAUCAUCCCAGCUCCUGUCACUUCCGAGCACAACACGCUGAGGAUAGAGUUCAAGUCGGACAACUCUGUUCAGAAGUCUGGCUUCACCGCCACCUUCAUGACCGACAAAGACGAGUGCAUUGUUAACAAUGGGGGGUGCCAGCAUAUCUGCAAGAACACCAUUGGGAGCUACCAUUGUGCGUGUCACAGCGGGUUUUCCCUUCACGAAGACUUGCACGGAUGCAAAGAAGGUGGCUGCCAGUUUGACAUCAAAGCUCUGAACGGAACCAUCGUCAGCCCGAAUUAUCCCGAGUAUUAUCCCAGCAAGUCGGACUGCGUUUGGAAGUUCAGCACCGUCCUUGGUCACAGGAUACGGCUCAUAUUUCGAUCGUUUGAGGUCGAGCCCCACCAGGAGUGCACGUACGACCACGUCGCCGUUUUCGAUGGCGAGGACAGAAACGCUCCCAAGCUCGGCAUUUUCUGCGGAGCUGUUCUACUUGAUCCGGUCAUCUCCAGCGGUAACAAUAUGUUCAUGGUUUUCUUCUCUGACGCCUCCGUGCAGCGGAAAGGCUUCGAGGUAGCCCACGAUUCCGUUUGCGGGGCCACGCUGGAAGCCACGACCUCGCCGCAGACGAUUGUCUCCCACGCAGCUUUCGGAGACCACAACUACCGCAAUAAGGAAGAAUGCGAUUGGCUGAUUGAGGCCAAGGACGGCCAGAAUAUCCUUAUAACCUUCACUUCCUUCAGCUUGGAGUCCGAGAACGAGUGCCGAUACGACUACCUCAUCAUCUUCGAGGGCCCGCGAGACACUGACGGCAUUCAUAAAAAGCUGUGCCACGCAGAGCUUCCAGAGCCCAUAGUCACCAGGGGCUCGUCUGUGCUGAUCAGGUUUCGGUCGGACGAUACCAUCAGCAGGAAAGGGUUCGCCUUCACCUUUCAGAAGCACAUGCCCAGACCAGAAGGCGGGGAGGACGAGGACAUGGACUUUCAGUGGUGGUCGGAUGCUGCCAGGCCCAGAGACUCAGCAUGAUGGCAUCAUUCAACUUUUGUCUGAAUGAUCAGAUCGUUGUGCUCAGUAUCGGGGAUGUACGCCAUGUUUUCACUUGCGUAGUCUAGACUUCCGCGUUUAGAUCUGUGUGUCGUCACACCAGGCAAUAGAAAGUUAUAGUGACCCAACCUAGUUCACUAAUGACAUAAUAAAAUAUGAAUAGAAAAAAAAAGGGGGACGGUGUGCUGAAAUCUCUAAUGUGCUGAACAGUAAUGGAUUAUAUUAUUUUUCUAAUUUUAUGUAUUGGGUGAGAUGAAACAAAGUUUAUGUUUAUUUUUUAAAUAAAAAACUUUCUUAUAGUUUAAAAAAAAAGCACCUCCUGGAAUAAACAUUUAAAAAAAAACUUUCUUUUUUUGUAAAACAUUAUAAGAAACAUUUUUUGUUUGAAACCCCAGCAGUAACUUAUAAAAGAGCCAGUCUUCUACGUUGACUUUGAGGAUCGAGUUGAACUUUAAAUAUUUAUAACUCGUGGCUCGCAUCUGAUGCAGUUUAUGAAUCUACUUAUCAGCAGUUUUUUUUUUUUUUUUUAAUGUCCAGCAAUGCAUAAUAUCUGCACUUACAUACAAAUAUAGUUCACUUCCCUUCUCCUGUCUUCCUUCUCUCUUUUCCUUUCCCUCUCUCUUUUAUCUUGCCUCUCUCUUCUUUCUUCCUUCUCUCUUUUUUCACAAAACAUUUUUUUUAAGGAAACAUAAAUAUCUUCGAUUGGUUUUCACACUCAUAUACACACACACACUCUCUCUCUCUCCAUCCCAAUCUCCUUCUCUCACUCACUCUCUCUCUCUACUUUCUACCUCCUUGUCUUUUUCACUCUCUCUACCUCCUCCCUCCCCAUCUCUUACUCUCCCUCACCCUACCCCUCUUUCUCUUUCUUUCCCUCUCUAAGCAUCUCUCACUCCCUGAUUUUAUAUAUUUUUUAAAACUUUUGAAUAACCUCAUUAAACAAAGUAUCUAUUUUAUUGCUCAACAAACGUUUAAUGUGUCUUAGGCAGACAAAGUACAUUUAUAAUAUAGACUAUUAUGUGUAUAUAAUUAUCACUGAAUUCAUUGUUCUAUAUACCACAUCCCCUGUCCUAGUGUCCUAUGGGUAUAAAUAAUAUCUAGAUCUAGGUCUUUUUUCACUUACUCGUUCAGGCUCAGCUGUUUAUGUGUUAGGGAGUGUUCAUUGUAUAUUUUAAAAAAUUAAUUCAGUGUCAUUUUUAAAUGUCCCUAGGGAGUAUUUAUUGUAUAAGGGCAUUACUUUGUAUAUAGCCCAUAUCACACAAUCCAGUUACGUUGUAACUUAAUCCAGACGAUAUAUUUAAAUCAGGUGCUGUAAAGCACAUAGUUAUAAGCUUGUUUAUUCAAAUUGCGUUAUAGUUUAUAUAAAAUUAAAAUAAGUAAAAAAAAAAAGAAUUAUAUACCAUCAAAAGAUUGAAUACAAAUAAUUCACAAGUAGGCCUAUAUUAAAGAAAUACCUAAAAGGUCUGUCCUGUUCUGUAGCGAUGGCUAUAUAUUGCACUGGGUUUCAACCGCUUGCCUCAUACAACUUAUAUCAAGAUCUUUUUCGUCUUUCUAGCCUCUUGGUGGUGAUGAGACGCAAGGUCAGUUCUAUUUUUAGAUCGACAAAAAUGUUCCAGUACUAUACGGAAACCGGCAAAAUAGUAGGCCUGUCCAUUGUAUAUAUCAACGUAUAUCCUCAAUGAAAGCAGUUAGCUUGUAACUCUGUUUUGACUGAAGUAAAAAAUAAGUUAUUUCCCCUCUGUGCAACUCAAUACUGUAUGUUUCAUGUAACCGCAAAGCAAUUUUACUAUAAAAAGCAAUGACAAGAAGGGGAGAGCAUUACUAGAAAAGCUUUUCCUUACAUUUCCGAACAGUCGGAAAUUGGUUUAGCAGAAGUCUAAUGUUUGUUGGAGAAUUACUCCCGUUUCCUCAAAUUGCAUAUAAAACCUCCAUAACUUUGUGAUACAUUUUCAAGGCAUCAAUGAUGUUUAUUGGUGAUUUAUAUAUUUUUGUAUUUUUUGAAAAAUAUGAAUGUUUUUUUUAAAGUAAUAUGCAUUGCACCUCUACUGAAAUGUCGCGUAUGUGAAUAUUUAUGUUGUCAGUUGAAUGUCUUGAUGACCCUUUUUUUUUUUAUUAAAGGUCUAAAGUAUUGUGGAUGACUUAAUGCCCAGAGAGCAUUGAAUAAAAUUAAUGUAGACAAA
Messenger RNA from Biomphalaria glabrata, 5872 nucleotides. Its product is annotated as bone morphogenetic protein 1-like. The transcript has 2 exons. The coding region runs from base 456 to 3674 and encodes 1072 amino acids. NCBI's taxonomy places the organism in Eukaryota, Metazoa, Mollusca, Gastropoda, Planorbidae. Gene Ontology annotation, biological process: proteolysis. The record is from RefSeq and is a predicted model, not a curated record. Gene Ontology annotation, molecular function: zinc ion binding; calcium ion binding; metalloendopeptidase activity.